Molecule: messenger RNA, 1879 nt
Organism: Belonocnema kinseyi
Lineage: Eukaryota; Metazoa; Arthropoda; Insecta; Hymenoptera; Cynipidae
Gene: Amacr
Product: alpha-methylacyl-CoA racemase
Exons: 5
Coding region: 228-1373 (381 amino acids)
Biological process (GO): bile acid metabolic process
Cellular component (GO): mitochondrion
Molecular function (GO): alpha-methylacyl-CoA racemase activity
Source: RefSeq, a predicted model, not a curated record
AUAGCUAAUUAUAAACUGUGAACUGUGGUCACCCAGUCAUUGCUGCAUUGCUGAAUGCACUUUAAAUAUUAAUGAAACUACUUUUCUUGUGGAGUCUUAUACACUGACUUGUUAAAAGUAUUUUUUUUUUGUGCUUUCGAGGACAAACUGGAUUAAAUUGUAGUGAUAAGUAAAAGCGUUAUUUUAUCACCCAGAACUUCAAUUAAUUUUCACAAUUACAAAACAAAAUGCCAUUGAAAGGCAUAAAAGUUAUAGAAAUGGCAGGACUAGCCCCAGGACCAUUUUGUGGAAUGAUUCUUGCAGAUUUCGGGGCUUCUGUUAUUAGAGUAGACAGACCUGAAGGUGUAUUUAGCCAUGAUUGCUUAGGAAACGGGAAAAGAUCUAUUGUUUUAAAUUUAAAAAGUGAACAAGGGGCUGAAAUAUUAAAGAAAUUAACCAGCAAAAGUGACGUAAUAAUAGAUCCUUUUAGAAGAGGGGUGAUGGAAAAGUUGAACUUGGGACCUAAAGAUUUAAUGCCACACAAUAAAAAACUGAUUUAUGCUCGAUUAACUGGAUACGGACAAGAUGGACCUUUUGCUGAUCGAGCUGGACACGAUAUUAAUUAUUUAAGUUUAUCUGGACUACUUUCUUUAUUUGGUCGUCACAAGGAAAACCUCGUGCCACCCGUAAAUCUCGCAAGUGACUUUGGUGGGGGAGGUUUGAUGUGUGCUUUAGGAAUUAUCCUAGCACUUUUUGAACGUUCUAAAACACAACUGGGACAAAUUAUCGAUGCUAAUAUGGUCGAAGGCUCAGCAUAUUUAGGAAGCUGGCUUUUUAGAUCCCAUAAGGUUCCAGGAAUCUGGGGACAACCUCGAGGACAAAAUUUACUGGACACCGGGACUCAUUUCUACAACACAUAUGAGACAAAAGAUGGUCAGUACAUGUCAGUUGGAGCCAUAGAGCCCCAAUUUUAUGCCAUUUUAUUGAAAAAACUUUGCCUAAACGAAGAAAGUUUCCCACAUUUUUACAACUUUGAGGAAAGUAAAGAAAAGUUUUCGAAAAUAUUUAAAGAGAAAACUCAGAAAGAAUGGUGUGAAAUAUUUGAUGGGUCUGAUGCAUGUGUGACACCAGUUUUGACGCUGGAUAAUGUCAAAAGUCAUCCACACAAUAGUGCAAGAGGCACUUUUUCGGUUAGCGAUGAAGUUUUGAUACCGAAAACCGCCCCUGGAUUAUCCCGAACUCCUGGAAUAUCAUCGGUUACGCGAGGUUCUACCCCGGAACAUGGGGAACAUACUAUCGAAGUUCUUUCCGAAUAUGGAUUCAGUUCUUCGGAAAUAAAAAACCUAGUUUCUUCAGGAAUUGUACAUUCUGAGAAGAAACAAGCUAAGUUGUAAUUUUUUUAAAAAAUCAUGUUAUCUUUUGUACGAAAAAGAGAGCAAAGAAGUGUUUUGUAACAAGAACUUGAUGCAAGGAGAAAAUUGUAGAAGAAUAUUGUAACAUUUUUUUCUUUACACAUAUAUGCAAACCCCUCUAUUUGCCAUUGAGCAAAAUUCUCUCCAUGGUUACUAAAUAAUUUUUUGCUCACUAUGUGAACAUCGUUCUGGUUGUGAGUAUGGUUGGGUUAGUCAAGAUUUUGCAUUAUCAUUUUUAAAUAAAUUGUAUAUUUCGAUAUUAGAGGUCAAAGAGACAGUUUGCUCACUGCGAUUGUGAAGGCCUUUAAACUCUCUGUAAGCAAAUCGGUUAUUUGGCCUCUCGUUUCAAAAUAUAUUUUCAGUUUUGAACGUAUAUUUUCGGUUAAUUCUCAUGGAUCUCAUUUCAUGUGCUUUCAUAUGUUGGACUUUAGAAGUCAUAAGUUAUACAGGGGUGAUACAUAAAUAAAAUGUUUUUACUCUUAGAGUGC